Molecule: messenger RNA, 1448 nt
Organism: Danio rerio (zebrafish)
Lineage: Eukaryota; Metazoa; Chordata; Actinopteri; Cypriniformes; Danionidae
Source: RefSeq, a predicted model, not a curated record
UGGCUGAAGUGUGUUGAGUUGUCCACUAUAAACUGGUGUAGUGUCAGGAAGACAAAGAGUGAGGCUGAUCUGAGAGGAAGCUGCAGAAGCACAGGAAGAGCGGCUGCUGUUUAAACAAGAGCUCAACAUAUAUAUAUAUAUAUAUAUAAAGCAGAAGACGAGUGUCAGACACACAGAAUGGCUGAUAGGAGUCCUCUGUUUCUGCUGCUCAUCUUCUGGACACUCAGCACAGGUGUGUUUGGAGCAAAAGACACUGAUGUGUUCAGCAGAUAUGGAGAAACUGUUCAUCUGCCCUGUAGAAACACUGAUCAGCACUGCAGAACAACAGAAACUGACUGGCUCUACAACAGAAACACACAGACAUGGACAGACACACUGAUUAAGUCAGGAGUAAAUGAGAGAAACUCAGAGAGACUGAAUCUGGGCUCUGACUGCUCUCUGAUCAUCAGUAGAGUCACAACAGGAGAUGCUGUAAGUUACAUCUGCAGACAGUGGAGAGGAGACCACACAUAUGGAGCUGAUUCACGUGUGUUUCUGCAUGUUGUUGCUGUCUCUCCAUCAUCAUCAUCAUCAUCAUCAUCAUCUUCAUCUGAUAUUGGUCCGGGUCUCUCUCUGACUCUCUCCUGUCGGCUGUUCUCAUAUUUUGCACGUUCCUGUGGUGAUCUGUUCAGUUCUGAGGAUCUUCAUCUGUCCUGGGUGGAUGAGGCUGGUGUUGAUCUGAACACAGACUCCAGAUAUCAGAUCUCUUCUACAGGCUGUAUCAUCAGUCUGUCUACAACAUUCAUCAGUGAAGAUGAAGAUAAACAGUGGAGAUGUGGAGUCUAUCAGAGAAAUCAACUGAAGACCUCAGACACGUUUACUGUCCACUAUUCAGCUCAAACAGCUCCAUCAGUGAGUCCAGAUCACAACACAAACUGUGAAGAUCCACAAAGUCCAAACCCAGCAGGAUCUUCUACAGCAGCUAAAGCUGAAGCAGAGACAUUCUGUGUGAUUAAACAGCAGUGACUCCAGCGCUCUUCACAACACCAGCAGCAGCUUCAGCUCAGUCGUCACACUCCUCUGCUGUUAUGUUUGAGUUAGUUUCAGCAGCUUGUUUUUAUGUCUAAUUGUCGAUAACCAAGUCCAGCUAACUGAGUAUAGUACCCACAUACAAAGAACGGAGCCCUGCUCUAUAUUGUGUUUAUUGCUGAUCAGGGCCUGCAGCAGUCAGGGGGCGGAGCUACAGAAUCAGUGUGAUAAAGUCUGUAAUAUUAACUGUGUGAUAUCAUUAAUUAACAUUGUGCUUUAAUCCAUUUCCUCAUCAGUCUGGCUUCAUAUGAUAAAUGAAAGAUGAAUUUGACUGUGAUUGUUACAACUUGCUUUGUCUGUCAAUAAAUUUCCUUUAGUGGAAACUCUAGACUGUGUUCAUCAUUUAAUUGGGUGCUGGAGAAAAAUAAAACAUGUGAGAC